AUGGCCGCCGUGUACAAGGUCUGGCGGGGCCCGGGUCCCGUGGCUCGGACCGAAAGCGCCGUCUCCGCAGCGGCGGUGGUUUCAAUGGUCUCUGCAGCGGCGGUGGUUUCAGUGGUCUCUGCGGCGGUGGUUUCAAUGGUCUCUGCUGCGGCGGUGGUUUCAGUGGUCUCAGCAGCGGCGGUGGUUUCAAUGGUCUCUGCAGCGGCGGUGGUUUCAGUGGUCUCUGCGGCGGUGGUUUCGAUGGUCUCUGCUGCGGCGGUGGUUUCAAUGGUCUCAGCAGCGGCGGUGGUUUCAAUGGUCUCUGCAGCGGCGGUGGUUUCAGUGGUCUCUGCGGCGGUGGUUUCGAUGGUCUCUGCGGCGGCGGUGGUUUCAGUGGUCUCUGCGGCGGUGGUUUCGAUGGUCUCUGCGGCGGUGGUUUCAGUGGUCUCUGCUGCGGUGGUUUCGAUGGUCUCUGCGGCGGUGGUUUCAGUGGUCUCUGCGGCGGUGGUUUCGAUGGUCUCUGCGGCGGUGGUUUCAGUGGUCUCUGCUGCGGUGGUUUCGAUGGUCUCUGCGGCGGUGGUUUCAGUGGUCUCUGCGGCGGUGGUUUCGAUGGUCUCUGCGGCGGUGGUUUCAGUGGUCUCUGCGGCGGUGGUUUCAAUGGUCUCUGCGGCGGUGGUUUCAGUGGUCUCUGCUGCGGCGGUGGUUUCAGUGGUCUCAGCAGCGGUGGAGGUUUCAAUGGUCUCUGCAGCGGUGGUUUCAAUGGUCUCUGCGGCGGCGGUGGUUUCAGUGGUCUCAGCAGCGGCGGUGGUUUCAAUGGUCUCUGCUGCGGCGGUGGUUUCGAUGGUCUCAGCAGCGGCGGUGGUUUCAAUGGUCUCUGCAGCGGCGGUGGUUUCAGUGGUCUCUGCGGCGGUGGUUUCAGUGGUCUCAGCAGCGGCGGUGGUUUCAAUGGUCUCAGCAGCGGCGGUGGUUUCGAUGGUCUCUGCGGCGGUGGUUUCAGUGGUCUCUGCGGCGGCGGUGGUUUCAGUGGUCUCUGCGGCGGUGGUUUCAGUGGUCUCUGCGGCGGUGGUUUCAGUGGUCUCUGCGGCGGCGGUGGUUUCAGUGGUCUCUGCGGCGGUGGUUUCAGUGGUCUCAGCAGCGGCGGUGGUUUCAAUGGUCUCAGCAGCGGCGGUGGUUUCGAUGGUCUCUGCGGCGGUGGUUUCAGUGGUCUCUGCGGCGGCGGUGGUUUCAGUGGUCUCUGCGGCGGUGGUUUCAGUGGUCUCUGCGGCGGUGGUUUCAGUGGUCUCUGCGGCGGCGGUGGUUUCAGUGGUCUCUGCGGCGGUGGUUUCAGUGGUCUCUGCGGCGGCAGUGGUUUCAGUGGUUUCAGUGGUCUCUGCGGCGGCGGUGGUUUCAGUGGUCUCUGCAGCGGCGGUGGUUUCAGUGGUCUCUGCAGCGGCGGUGGUUUCAGUGGUCUCAGCAGCGGCGGUGGUUUCAAUGGUCUCUGCGGCGGCGGUGGUUUCAGUGGUUUCGAUGGUCUCUGCGGCGGCGGUGGUUUCAAUGGUCUCUGCGGCGGCGGUGGUUUCAGUGGUCUCUGCGGCGGUGGUUUCGAUGGUCUCUGCGGCGGCGGUGGUUUCAGUGGUCUCUGCGGCGGUGGUUUCAAUGGUCUCUGCGGCGGUGGUUUCGAUGGUCUCUGCAGCGGCGGUGGUUUCAGUGGUCUCUGCGGCGGUGGUUUCGAUGGUCUCUGCGGCGGCGGUGGUUUCAGUGGUCUCUGCGGCGGUGGUUUCGAUGGUCUCUGCGGCGGCGGUGGUUUCAGUGGUCUCUGCGGCGGUGGUUUCAGUGGUCUCUGCGGCGGUGGUUUUGAUGGUCUCUGCGGCGGCGGUGGUUUCAGUGGUCUCUGCGGCGGUGGUUUCAAUGGUCUCUGCGGCGGUGGUUUCGAUGGUCUCUGCAGCGGCGGUGGUUUCAGUGGUCUCUGCGGCGGUGGUUUCGAUGGUCUCUGCGGCGGCGGUGGUUUCAGUGGUCUCUGCGGCGGUGGUUUCAGUGGUCUCUGCGGCGGUGGUUUCAGUGGUCUCUGCAGCGGCGGUGGUUUCAGUGGUCUCUGCAGCGGUGGUUUCGAUGGUCUCUGCGGCGACGGUGGUUUCAGUGGUCUCUGCGGCGGUGGUUUCGAUGGUCUCUGCAGCGGCGGUGGUUUCAGUGGUCUCUGCGGCGGUGGUUUCGAUGGUCUCUGCGGCGGCGGUGGUUUCAGUGGUCUCUGCGGCGGUGGUUUCGAUGGUCUCAGCAGCGGCGGUGGUUUCAAUGGUCUCUGCGGCUACGGUGGUUUCAAUGGUCUCUGCGGCGGCGGUGGUUUCAGUGGUCUCUGCAGCGGCGGUGGUUUCAGUGGUCUCAGCAGCGGCGGUGGUUUCAAUGGUCUCUGCGGCGGCGGUGGUUUCAGUGGUCUCUGCGGCGGUGGUUUCAAUGGUCUCUGCAGCGGCGGUGGUUUCAGUGGUCUCUGCGGCGGCAGUGGUUUCAGUGGUCUCUGCGGCGGCGGUGGUUUCAGUGGUCUCAGCAGCGGCGGUGGUUUCAGUGGUCUCAGCAGCGGCGGUGGUUUCAAUGGUCUCUGCGGCGGCGGUGGUUUCAGUGGUUUCGAUGGUCUCUGCGGCGGCGGUGGUUUCAAUGGUCUCUGCAGCGGCGGUGGUUUCAAUGGUCUCUGCGGCGGUGGUUUCAGUGGUCUCUGCGGCGGCGGUGGUUUCAGUGGUCUCUGCGGCGGUGGUUUCGAUGGUCUCUGCGGCGGCGGUGGUUUCAGUGGUCUCUGCGGCGGUGGUUUCAAUGGUCUCUGCGGCGGUGGUUUCGAUGGUCUCUGCAGCGGCGGUGGUUUCAGUGGUCUCUGCGGCGGUGGUUUCGAUGGUCUCUGCGGCGGCGGUGGUUUCAGUGGUCUCUGCGGCGGUGGUUUCAAUGGUCUCUGCGGCGGUGGUUUCGAUGGUCUCUGCAGCGGCGGUGGUUUCAGUGGUCUCUGCGGCGGUGGUUUCGAUGGUCUCUGCGGCGGCGGUGGUUUCAGUGGUCUCUGCGGCGGUGGUUUCGAUGGUCUCUGCGGCGGCGGUGGUUUCAGUGGUCUCUGCGGCGGUGGUUUCAAUGGUCUCUGCGGCGGUGGUUUCGAUGGUCUCAGCAGCGGCGGUGGUUUCAAUGGUCUCUGCGGCGGCGGUGGUUUCAGUGGUCUCUGCAGCGGCGGUGGUUUCAGUGGUCUCAGCAGCGGCGGUGGUUUCAAUGGUCUCUGCGGCGGCGGUGGUUUCAGUGGUCUCUGCAGCGGCGGUGGUUUCAGUGGUCUCUGCGGCGGUGGUUUCAGUGGUCUCUGCGGCGGUGGUUUCAGUGGUCUCUGCAGCGGCGGUGGUUUCAGUGGUCUCUGCGGCGGUCGUUUCGAUGGUCUCUGCGGCGGCGGUGGUUUCAAUGGUCUCUCAGCGGCGGUGGUUUCAAUGGUCUCUGCAGCGGCGGUGGUUUCAAUGGUCUCUGCGGCGGCGGUGGUUUUCAAUGGUCUCUGCAGCGGCGGUGGUUUCAAUGGUCUCUGCAGCGGCGGUGGUUUCGAUGGUCUCAGCAGCGGCGGUGGUUUUAAUGGUCUCUGCAGCUGCGGUGGUUUCAGUGGUCUCUGCGGCGGUCGUUUCGAUGGUCUCUGCGGCUGUGGUUUCAGUGGUCUCUGCGGCGGUGGUUUCGAUGGUCUCUGCAGCGGCGGUGGUUUCAGUGGUCUCUGCGGCGGUGGUUUCAAUGGUCUCUGCUGCGGCGGUGGUUUCAGUGGUCUCAGCAGCGGCGGUGGUUUCAAUGGUCUCUGCAGCGGCGGUGGUUUCAGUGGUCUCUGCGGCGGUGGUUUCGAUGGUCUCUGCUGCGGCGGUGGUUUCAAUGGUCUCAGCAGCGGCGGUGGUUUCAAUGGUCUCUGCAGCGGCGGUGGUUUCAGUGGUCUCUGCGGCGGUGGUUUCGAUGGUCUCUGCGGCGGCGGUGGUUUCAGUGGUCUCUGCGGCGGUGGUUUCGAUGGUCUCUGCGGCGGUGGUUUCAGUGGUCUCUGCUGCGGUGGUUUCGAUGGUCUCUGCGGCGGUGGUUUCAGUGGUCUCUGCGGCGGUGGUUUCGAUGGUCUCUGCGGCGGUGGUUUCAGUGGUCUCUGCUGCGGUGGUUUCGAUGGUCUCUGCGGCGGUGGUUUCAGUGGUCUCUGCGGCGGUGGUUUCGAUGGUCUCUGCGGCGGUGGUUUCAGUGGUCUCUGCGGCGGUGGUUUCAAUGGUCUCUGCGGCGGUGGUUUCAGUGGUCUCUGCUGCGGCGGUGGUUUCAGUGGUCUCAGCAGCGGUGGAGGUUUCAAUGGUCUCUGCAGCGGUGGUUUCAAUGGUCUCUGCGGCGGCGGUGGUUUCAGUGGUCUCAGCAGCGGCGGUGGUUUCAAUGGUCUCUGCUGCGGCGGUGGUUUCGAUGGUCUCAGCAGCGGCGGUGGUUUCAAUGGUCUCUGCAGCGGCGGUGGUUUCAGUGGUCUCUGCGGCGGUGGUUUCAGUGGUCUCAGCAGCGGCGGUGGUUUCAAUGGUCUCAGCAGCGGCGGUGGUUUCGAUGGUCUCUGCGGCGGUGGUUUCAGUGGUCUCUGCGGCGGCGGUGGUUUCAGUGGUCUCUGCGGCGGUGGUUUCAGUGGUCUCUGCGGCGGUGGUUUCAGUGGUCUCUGCGGCGGCGGUGGUUUCAGUGGUCUCUGCGGCGGUGGUUUCAGUGGUCUCAGCAGCGGCGGUGGUUUCAAUGGUCUCAGCAGCGGCGGUGGUUUCGAUGGUCUCUGCGGCGGUGGUUUCAGUGGUCUCUGCGGCGGCGGUGGUUUCAGUGGUCUCUGCGGCGGUGGUUUCAGUGGUCUCUGCGGCGGUGGUUUCAGUGGUCUCUGCGGCGGCGGUGGUUUCAGUGGUCUCUGCGGCGGUGGUUUCAGUGGUCUCUGCGGCGGCAGUGGUUUCAGUGGUUUCAGUGGUCUCUGCGGCGGCGGUGGUUUCAGUGGUCUCUGCAGCGGCGGUGGUUUCAGUGGUCUCUGCAGCGGCGGUGGUUUCAGUGGUCUCAGCAGCGGCGGUGGUUUCAAUGGUCUCUGCGGCGGCGGUGGUUUCAGUGGUUUCGAUGGUCUCUGCGGCGGCGGUGGUUUCAAUGGUCUCUGCGGCGGCGGUGGUUUCAGUGGUCUCUGCGGCGGUGGUUUCGAUGGUCUCUGCGGCGGCGGUGGUUUCAGUGGUCUCUGCGGCGGUGGUUUCAAUGGUCUCUGCGGCGGUGGUUUCGAUGGUCUCUGCAGCGGCGGUGGUUUCAGUGGUCUCUGCGGCGGUGGUUUCGAUGGUCUCUGCGGCGGCGGUGGUUUCAGUGGUCUCUGCGGCGGUGGUUUCGAUGGUCUCUGCGGCGGCGGUGGUUUCAGUGGUCUCUGCGGCGGUGGUUUCAGUGGUCUCUGCGGCGGUGGUUUUGAUGGUCUCUGCGGCGGCGGUGGUUUCAGUGGUCUCUGCGGCGGUGGUUUCAAUGGUCUCUGCGGCGGUGGUUUCGAUGGUCUCUGCAGCGGCGGUGGUUUCAGUGGUCUCUGCGGCGGUGGUUUCGAUGGUCUCUGCGGCGGCGGUGGUUUCAGUGGUCUCUGCGGCGGUGGUUUCAGUGGUCUCUGCGGCGGUGGUUUCAGUGGUCUCUGCAGCGGCGGUGGUUUCAGUGGUCUCUGCAGCGGUGGUUUCGAUGGUCUCUGCGGCGACGGUGGUUUCAGUGGUCUCUGCGGCGGUGGUUUCGAUGGUCUCUGCAGCGGCGGUGGUUUCAGUGGUCUCUGCGGCGGUGGUUUCGAUGGUCUCUGCGGCGGCGGUGGUUUCAGUGGUCUCUGCGGCGGUGGUUUCGAUGGUCUCAGCAGCGGCGGUGGUUUCAAUGGUCUCUGCGGCUACGGUGGUUUCAAUGGUCUCUGCGGCGGCGGUGGUUUCAGUGGUCUCUGCAGCGGCGGUGGUUUCAGUGGUCUCAGCAGCGGCGGUGGUUUCAAUGGUCUCUGCGGCGGCGGUGGUUUCAGUGGUCUCUGCGGCGGUGGUUUCAAUGGUCUCUGCAGCGGCGGUGGUUUCAGUGGUCUCUGCGGCGGCAGUGGUUUCAGUGGUCUCUGCGGCGGCGGUGGUUUCAGUGGUCUCAGCAGCGGCGGUGGUUUCAGUGGUCUCAGCAGCGGCGGUGGUUUCAAUGGUCUCUGCGGCGGCGGUGGUUUCAGUGGUUUCGAUGUGGUCUCUCGCGGCGGCGGUGGUUUCAGUGGUCUCUGCGGCGGUGGUUUCGAUGGUCUCUGCGGCGGCGGUGGUUUCAGUGGUCUCUGCGGCGGUGGUUUCAAUGGUCUCUGCGGCGGUGGUUUCGAUGGUCUCUGCAGCGGCGGUGGUUUCAGUGGUCUCUGCGGCGGUGGUUUCGAUGGUCUCUGCGGCGGCGGUGGUUUCAGUGGUCUCUGCGGCGGUGGUUUCAAUGGUCUCUGCGGCGGUGGUUUCGAUGGUCUCUGCAGCGGCGGUGGUUUCAGUGGUCUCUGCGGCGGUGGUUUCGAUGGUCUCUGCGGCGGCGGGUGGUUUCAGUGGUCUCUGCGGCGGUGGUUUCGAUGGUCUCUGCGGCGGCGGUGGUUUCAGUGGUCUCUGCGGCGGUGGUUUCAAUGGUCUCUGCGGCGGUGGUUUCGAUGGUCUCAGCAGCGGCGGUGGUUUCAAUGGUCUCUGCGGCGGCGGUGGUUUCAGUGGUCUCUGCAGCGGCGGUGGUUUCAGUGGUCUCAGCAGCGGCGGUGGUUUCAAUGGUCUCUGCGGCGGCGGUGGUUUCAGUGGUCUCUGCAGCGGCGGUGGUUUCAGUGGUCUCUGCGGCGGUGGUUUCAGUGGUCUCUGCGGCGGUGGUUUCAGUGGUCUCUGCAGCGGCGGUGGUUUCAGUGGUCUCUGCGGCGGUCGUUUCGAUGGUCUCUGCGGCGGCGGUGGUUUCAAUGGUCUCUCAGCGGCGGUGGUUUCAAUGGUCUCUGCAGCGGCGGUGGUUUCAAUGGUCUCUGCGGCGGCGGUGGUUUCAAUGGUCUCUGCAGCGGCGGUGGUUUCAAUGGUCUCUGCAGCGGCGGUGGUUUCGAUGGUCUCAGCAGCGGCGGUGGUUUUAAUGGUCUCUGCAGCUGCGGUGGUUUCAGUGGUCUCUGCGGCGGUCGUUUCGAUGGUCUCUGCGGCUGUGGUUUCAGUGGUCUCUGCGGCGGUGGUUUCGAUGGUCUCUGCAGCGGCGGUGGUUUCAAUGGUCUCUGCUGCGUCGGUGGUUUCAGUGGUCUCUGCAGCGGCGGUGGUUUCAAUGGUCUCUGCAGCGGCGGUGGUUUCAGUGGUCUCAGCAGCGGCGGUGGUUUCGAUGGUCUCUUCUGCGGCGGUGGUUUCGAUGGUCUCUUCUGCGGCGGUGGUUUCAAUGGUCUCAGCAGCGGCGGUGGUUUCAGUGGUCUCAGCAGCGGCGGUGGUUUCAGUGGUCUCAGCAGCGGCGGUGGUUUUAAUGGUCUCUGCAGCUGCGGUGGUUUCGAUGGUCUCUGCGGCGGCGGUGGUUUCGAUGGUCUCAGCAGCGGCGGUGGUUUCAGUGGUCUCUGCGGCGGUGGUUUCAGUGGUCUCUGCAGCGGCGGUGGUUUCAGUGGUCUCUGCGGCGGUGGUUUCAGUGGUCUCUGCGGCGGCGGUGGUUUCAGUGGUCUCUGCAGCGGCGGUGGUUUCAGUGGUCUCAGCAGCGGCGGUGGUUUCAGUGGUCUCUGCGGCGGUGGUUUCAGUGGUCUCUGCGGCGGCGGUGGUUUCAGUGGUCUCUGCGGCGGCGGUGGUUUCACUGGUCUCUGCGGCGGCGGUGGUUUCAGUGGUCUCUGCGGCGGUGGUUUCAGUGGUCUCUGCGGCGGUGGUUUCAGUGGUCUCUGCGGCGGCGGUGGUUUCAGUGGUCUCUGCAGCGGCGGUGGUUUCAGUGGUCUCUGCGGCGGCGGUGGUUUCGAUGGUCUCUGCGGCGGCGGUGGUUUCAGUGGUCUCUGCGGCGGUGGUUUCAGUGGUCUCUGCGGCGGCGGUGGUUUCAGUGGUCUCUACGGCGGCGGUGGUUUCAGUGGUCUCUGCGGCGGUGGUUUCAGUGGUCUCUGCGGCAGUGGGUUCAGUGGUCUCUGCGGCGGUGGUGGUUUCAGUGGUCUCUGCGGCGGCGGUGGUUUCAGUGGUCUCUGCGGCGGCGGUGGUUUCAAUGGUCUCAGCAGCGGCGAUGGUUUCAGUGGUCUCUGCAGCGGCGGUGGUUUCAGUGGUCUCUGCGGCGGCGGUGGUUUCAGUGGUCUCUGCGGCGGUGGUUUCAGUGGUCUCUGCGGCGGCGGUGGUUUCAAUGGUCUCAGCAGCGGCGGUGGUUUCAAUGGUCUCUGCGGCGGCGGUGGUUUCAAUGGUCUCUGCAGCGGCGGUGGUUUCAGUGGUCUCUGCAGCGGCGGUGGUUUCAGUGGUCUCUGCGGCGGCGGUGGUUUCAGUGGUCUCUGCGGCGGCGGUGGUUUCAGUGGUCUCUGCGGCUGUGGUUUCAGUGGUCUCUGCGGCGGCGGUGGUUUCAAUGGUCUCAGCAGCGGCGGUGGUUUCAAUGGUCUCUGCUGCGGCGGUGGUUUCAAUGGUCUCUGCAGCGGCGGUGGUUUCAGUGGUCUCUGCAGCGGCGGUGGUUUCAGUGGUCUCUGCGGCGGCGGUGGUUUCAGUGGUCUCUGCAGCGGCGGUGGUUUCAGUGGUCUCUGCGGCGGCGGUGGUUUCAGUGGUCUCUGCAGCGGCGGUGGUUUCAGUGGUCUCUGCGGCGGCGGUGGUUUCAAUGGUCUCUGCAGCGGCGGUGGUUUCAGUGGUCUCUGCAGCGGCGGUGGUUUCAGUGGUCUCUGCGGCGGCGGUGGUUUCAGUGGUCUCUGCGGCGGUGGUUUCAGUGGUCUCUGCGGCGGCGGUGGUUUCAAUGGUCUCAGCAGCGGCGGUGGUUUCAAUGGUCUCUGCGGCGGCGGUGGUUUCAAUGGUCUCUGCAGCGGCGGUGGUUUCAGUGGUCUCUGCGGCGGCGGUGGUUUCAGUGGUCUCUGCGGCGGCGGUGGUUUCAGUGGUCUCUGCGGCGGCGGUGGUUUCAGUGGUCUCUGCGGCUGUGGUUUCAGUGGUCUCUGCGGCGGCGGUGGUUUCAAUGGUCUCAGCAGCGGCGGUGGUUUCAAUGGUCUCUGCUGCGGCGGUGGUUUCAAUGGUCUCUGCGGCGGCGGUGGUUUCAGUGGUCUCUGCAGCGGCGGUGGUUUCAGUGGUCUCUGCGGCGGCGGUGGUUUCAGUGGUCUCUGCAGCGGCGGUGGUUUCAGUGGUCUCUGCGGCGGCGGUGGUUUCAGUGGUCUCUGCAGCGGCGGUGGUUUCAGUGGUCUCUGCGGCGGCGGUGGUUUCAAUGGUCUCUGCAGCGGCGGUGGUUUCAGUGGUCUCUGCGGCGGCGCUGUUCUCCCGUCGACAGGUGGGAACGACUUCUUCCAGACCCCCCCACCCACGAGCAGCCAAAGCCCCCCCCCCGCCGUCUCUUUUACCGCGCCGCACCAAUCUGGCCAGACAUAUGCAGCCGCGCAUCUGGCCUCGCCGCUGCGCCCCAGCUCCCAAGAAAUAG
This is a messenger RNA of Knipowitschia caucasica, 9468 nucleotides long. Lineage: Eukaryota; Metazoa; Chordata; Actinopteri; Gobiiformes; Gobiidae. The record is from the annotation of a GenBank genome assembly.